Diceros bicornis minor is the source of this 1120-nucleotide messenger RNA. It is a transcript of the gene SUGT1, whose product is annotated as SGT1 homolog, MIS12 kinetochore complex assembly cochaperone. The transcript is spliced from 13 exons. Gene Ontology annotation, biological process: protein stabilization. NCBI's taxonomy places the organism in Eukaryota, Metazoa, Chordata, Mammalia, Perissodactyla, Rhinocerotidae. The coding region runs from base 77 to 1090 and encodes 337 amino acids. Gene Ontology annotation, molecular function: protein-folding chaperone binding. The record is from RefSeq and is a predicted model, not a curated record.
UUUCCUCCUUGGGCGGCGACGAAGCUGUUAACCUCUGUAGUAGCAGCUCCAGCUGCAGUACCCGUGAGUGUUAGGGAUGGCGGCGGCUGCAGCAGGACCUGCAACAGCCCAGAGGUUUUUCCGGAGCUUCUCAGAUGCUCUGAUCGACGAGGACCCCCAGGCGGCGUUAGAGGAGCUGACUAAGGCUUUGGAACAGAAACCAGAUGAUGCACAGUAUUAUUGUCAAAGAGCUUAUUGUCACAUUCUUCUUGGAAAUUAUUGUGAUGCCGUUGCUGAUGCAAAGAAAUCGCUUGAACUUAAUCCAAAUAAUUCCACUGCUAUGCUGAGAAAAGGGAUAUGUGAAUACCAUGAAAAAAACUAUGCUGCUGCUCUAGAAACUUUUACAGAAGGACAGAAAUUAGAUAGUGCAGAUGCUGAUUUCAUUGUCUGGAUUAAAAGGUGUCAAGAAGCUCAGAAUGGAUCACAGUCCGAGGUGUCUGCAUCCCAGCGGACUCAUCAAUCAAAAAUUAAGUAUGACUGGUAUCAAACAGAAUCUCAAGUAAUCAUUACACUUAUGAUCAAGAAUGUUCAGAAGAAUGAUGUAAAUGUGGAAUUUUCAGAAAAAGAGUUAUCUGCUUUUGUGAAACUUCCUUCUGGAGAGGAUUACAAUUUGAAACUGAAACUUCUUCAUCCUAUAAUACCGGAACAGAGCACAUUUAAAGUACUUUCAACAAAGGUUGAAAUUAAAAUGAAAAAGCCAGAGGCUGUGAGAUGGGAAAAGCUAGAGGGGCAAGGAGAUGUGCCUAAGCCAAAACAGUUCACAGCAGAUGUAAAGAACCUAUAUCCAUCAUCAUCUCAUUAUACAAGAAAUUGGGAUAAAUUGGUCGGCGAGAUCAAAGAAGAAGAAAAGAAUGAGAAGUUGGAGGGAGAUGCAGCUUUAAACAAAUUAUUUCAGCAGAUCUAUUCAGAUGGUUCUGAUGAAGUGAAACGUGCCAUGAACAAAUCAUUUAUGGAGUCUGGUGGUACAGUUUUGAGUACCAAUUGGUCUGAUGUAGGUAAAAGGAAAGUUGAAAUCAAUCCCCCUGAUGAUAUGGAAUGGAAAAAAUACUAAAUAAAUUAAUUUGCUAUCACUGUUAUUGCA